Molecule: messenger RNA, 3465 nt
Organism: Lactuca sativa (garden lettuce)
Lineage: Eukaryota; Viridiplantae; Streptophyta; Magnoliopsida; Asterales; Asteraceae
Source: RefSeq, a predicted model, not a curated record
ACUGUGAAUAAGUGAAAGGGGAUGAGUAGUAUUUAAACCGGCAUAUUUCUCCCAAGUACCAUCAGUGCACACUCGUCGUUUCCGAAGGUUUGGCUUUCGCACAUCACAUUGAUUUAAGGGGUUUAUUAUCUUUAAUGGCGAAUUUGGGUUGUCCAAAGAAGAUCUUGAUGUUAUGUGGUGAUUACAUGGAAGACCUUGAGGCGAUAGUUCCAUUUCAGGCAUUGCAAGCCUAUGGAUUGUCCGUUGAUGCUGUUUGUCCUGAUAAAAAAUGCGGUGAUAUUUGUCGUACAGUACUUUAUCGUGUAUCUCCUCAUCAGACAUUUUCAGAGGACCGAGGUCACAACUUCACUCUAAAUGCAACGUUUGAUAAGAUUGAUGUAUGUUCAUAUGAUGGGUUAGUUAUACCAGGAGCACGUGCUCCUGAAUAUCUUGCGACAUAUGAAUCUGUGGUAGAAAUUGCGAAACAUUUUGCAAGAACUGGAAAACCCAUUGCCUCCAUCUGUCAUGGAUCACUUAUCUUGGCAGCUGGUGGUGUUUUGAAAGGUCGAACACUUACAGCAUUUCCUACACUAGGACCCGUGCUUGUUACUGCUGGUGCUAAUUGGGUACAACCUGAGACAAUGGCAUCAUGUUUUGUUGAUGGAAAUUUAAUCACUGGAGCUUCUUACGAAGGGCAUGCUGAGUAUAUUGGUCAUUUCAUUAAGGCAUUAGGAGGAACUGUCACUGGUUUCAACAAACGGAUUCUAUUCCUCUGUGGGGAUUACAUGGAAGACUAUGAGAUAUAUGUUCCUUUUCAGUCCUUUCAAGCUCUUGGAUGCCAUGUAGAUUCCAUUUCCUCCAAAAUUAAAAAGGGUGAUAGGUGCUAUACGGCUAUCCAUGAAUUUGAAGGGGACCAGAAUUUCAGUGAAAAAAAUGGACAUGAAUUCAAAAUAACAGCUACCUUUGAGGACAUAGAUGCUUCAAGUUAUGAUGGUCUUGUUAUCCCUGGAGGUCGAGGUCCUGAAUAUAUGGCACUAGAUCAAGAUGUUAUUAAACUGGUGAAAUACUUUAUGGAUGCUAGAAAACCUGUUGCAUCCAUCAGCUAUGGGCAACAAAUUUUGGCUGCUGCUGAUGUUCUUAAGUUUGUUCGUCUUUACACCUUGGUGGGCAACGACACCUUUGAGAGGGAAAGAAAUGUACGGCAUAUCCCGCUGCCAAACUUCAUGUGGUAUUGGCCGGUGCAACCUGGUUAGAACCUCAUUCAAUGCACCGUUGCUUUACUGAUGGAAAUCUAGUGACUGGAGUAGCCUGGCCAGGACACCCUCAGUUCAUCGCUCAAUUCAUGGAAGUGCUUGGUGUAAAGGUAUGUUUCUAGUGUGUAUCUACACCCACAAAAUGUCAUGCUUAAUGUUUGUUUAAUAAGUCAGAGUUAAUUACAUUUAUAGAAUAAAUCCGAUAUGAUGUGAUAUUUGAUGAUCUCCUUUCUUUUGAAGAUUUCCUAACGCAAUGUGUAUUGUAAUGUAGCAAUUUUAUUUUAUUUUGUGAUAUCAUAUUUACUGUUUCGAAAGACUGCAAAAGUGACAAGCUAUUCUUAGUAUUCUACCAUGAAUUGUGUGCCAAAUUCAAAAUACAACAAAAUCAUUUUUUUAAAUAUGAAAACUUUUUGAAGUCAAUGUGCCUUCCAACGAGAAACUCCUUUGCAAUUUGAAUAUAGAAUAUGAUUUCCAAAAUUUAACAGUCCACAUAUAAAAUGGUGACGGUUAUAUCGUAUCAAGUGGAUCAAAAAAAUAUAAAAAUAAAGUUUCAAUGCAAACAAUUAUAUAUGAAAGAGGCAAACGAAAUAAGGUUUGAAAAUGUAUCUUGCUUGAAUACACAUAAAUUUUGUGAGCUAAUACAACAAUAAAUACCGUAUAAUUUUAAAACGUAAAUUAGAAACAUUGAAUACUAUAAUUGAAUAAAAAGUAAUACUAAAAAAUGAAAACUAUAAAAUAAAUUAUGUAAGAUACCAAAAAAUUAAUUUUAAUAUAUCGUAAGAGACCAAAAUCGCAACUUAUUAAAUACUAAUACUUUAACUUUAAAAUUAUGAAUUAUGAAAUCAGUUUGAUCAAAAUUUCUUGAGAGGAAAAAUGUAAAUGUGAAAAUUUGUUAUGACCAGAGUCUAAAUCUUUAUUUUCAGAGAUAUUCUUAGGGACUGACAACAUCUGAAUUUUUAAAAGGUCUGAAUUUUUAAGAGGGUCUGAAACUUUAAGUUCUGAAUUUUUAACACACUGUUUUGUUGGAACAUCUGAAUGCUGAAUUAUAAAAUGACCAUUUUACCCUUCAGUGUUAUUUUUUGUUGAAACCAAUGUUUCUGUUUAUAAAAUAACCGAACCAACUUCGCGAAUAUUUAUAAAAAAAAGUAUAAACACAAUACAAAAUUCAAAUUUAAAAAAAAUCAAAUCAAAUCAAACAAUGCUCUAAUAUAAAGAGGUAAAAGUAUGAUGCUAUAAUAAAUAAAUCAAUAAAAGUACAUUGCUGUUUUUUGUAUUUAACCCUUAUAAAAACAUUUUUACAAUAGCUAUGAAAACAACCUGAACUCUAUGGUUAUAUGGAUCACAUUACAUGUAUACAACCCAAUUCAUACAAAUAUAAUCUUAUAUAUAUUUUAAGAAGAAAAUCCUCACAAUUUGAAGCUUAAUGGUUUUUCCACCUUAUUCCACAAUGCGAAUUUUCUGCAUAGUGGAUGAGAAUUUAACAUCUUCAUCAUACAAAAGCAAAAAUGGAUACAAGAAACACAGAUGCCAAAGUUCCAAUUGCUCAAGGUCAAAAAUCAAUGCCUAAAGUUCCAAUUGCUCAAAUGAGAGACAAAAAUGAACAAUUUUGACAAAAAAAAGUUAACAGCCUUCAUCCACCAUCAUCUUAACCAUCAAAAAUCACACAAUGCUCUAAAUCAAUAACCAAUUUGGAAACUAUACAUCAGUUUAGGAUAAUAACAAUCAUUAUUAUACCAUGUAACAAGAAAUCAGUAACUAAUUUGGAAAGAAGCUAUGUUUCACCACCGAUUCAAAACAUCACAACAUUACGGAAAACCCAAAAUAUGAACAUUUAAAAACUUAUAAUAUUAAAUUGAUUUUUGAUUUCAAAUCAUGAAAAAAAUUUGAUUUCACGAAUGAGGAGUGAUUUUAGCAACUUCGUACCUGACCAAUAAAGGAGAUCGGAGAUCGGAGACCAGUGUUGGCAAGGGCGGUGCUUUCGAGGGUGGAACUGGCGAUGUCAGAGCUUGGCAUCGGAGGUCAUAGUUCUGUGGUGGGAGUCAAUUUCAUGGAGGUAGGAGUGAUAUCAGAAGUUGUGUAAAACAUAUGGAUGUACGAUGUCGAUGAUGGGGCGGUGGUGUUGUGCGAGUCAACGAUGAGAGGAGAUGGUCGACGAUAGAAUGAGGUGUUCGGUGAUGGGAGGAAGUAGAUGGCAUUGGAGUUGGUCAGAGGUGGGAGGAGACAAAAAAGAAAA